Messenger RNA from Hyla sarda, 1555 nucleotides. It is a transcript of the gene WBP4, whose product is annotated as WW domain binding protein 4. Gene Ontology annotation, cellular component: nucleus; precatalytic spliceosome. Bases 147 to 1292 code for a protein of 381 amino acids. Gene Ontology annotation, molecular function: protein binding; zinc ion binding; RNA binding. The record is from RefSeq and is a predicted model, not a curated record. The transcript is spliced from 11 exons. Gene Ontology annotation, biological process: mRNA splicing, via spliceosome. NCBI's taxonomy places the organism in Eukaryota, Metazoa, Chordata, Amphibia, Anura, Hylidae.
CGCGGUUUGAGCCUCCUCAGCCGCCGUACUCCGUGUUGUUGUGUCUGGAUCGGCUUCCGUAGUCUUAUCAGCUGGCGCCUUAUGCCUUGCUGCAAGAUGUGUUAGUGACUGAGACUCGGGGAGAAAGUUCGUGAAAGGAAAGCAGCAUGGCUGACUACUGGAAAUCCCAACCUAAGAAGUUUUGUACUUAUUGCAAGUGUUGGAUCGCAGACAAUAAGCCAAGUAUUGAAUUCCAUGAGCGGGGAAAAAACCACAAAGAAAAUGUUAUCAAGAAAAUCAGUGAGAUUAAGCAAAAAAGUAUGGCCAAGGCCAAACAAGAUGAAAAGAUGUCCAAGGAGUUUGCAGCAAUGGAAGAAGCUGCACUUAAAGCUUAUGAAGAAGAUCUAAAGAGGCUUGAAGGGACACUACCAGUUGCUGUGGCCCCUGUAGGUCCAAGCAUGGAAGAGAGAAAGGCGCGUGACGAGCAAAAGAGAAUGGAAAUAGAAGCCCUAGAAAAACACCACACCAAGAGGCAGUGGAAAAAAUCAUUAACUCCAGAAGGGUACCCAUAUUUCUACAAUUUAUUGACAGGAGAAACUCAGUGGGAGGAGCCUGAAGGAUUUCAUGAGAAUAAGGAAGAGGAGGAAAUCAAAUCUGCAUGGAUAGAAGGAGUCUCAGAAGAGGGUUACACAUACUACUACAACUCUGAAACUGGAGAAUCUAGAUGGGACAAACCAGACAACUUUAAUAAUCUACAUCCUAGUGAUAAGGAAACUUCCAAAGAUGCUGUAGAGGUGUCUGUAGCAGAUAAACAAGAGGAAGCAAAUCCAGAAGGAACAGCAGACUCUUCUCCGGAGGAGUCCCAGUCGUCAGAAGAUACCACAAAGAAUCCUACAGUAGCACAGACUCCUAAAAUCCAUUUCAAGCAGAUUACAAAGGAGACCAAGUCAGACAAUGAUGAGGUAUCUGACCGCGAAAGCAAACCAGAGGAAGCGGAUGACAAGAAAGAUGCUUCUCCAAAACCUUGUGCUAAAAAGUCAGCCAAACCUAAGUCAGCCAAACCUAAUCCAUAUGGAGCAUGGGAGACUAUUCAAGAAGAAGAGGACCCUUAUGAAAAUGUGGAUUUGGAGCUACCCAUUGUGGAAUUCUGUGACCCUGGUGUCUCUUUACCUGAUGUGGAGCCAAAAGUGAAGUUUAAAGAAAAAACCAUCACUUCUCUUGGUGACGCGGUAACUGGGGCCUCUGUAUUCAAAAAAAGAAAGCUAGAAAAUGUGAAAUCUCGAAACAUACGCCAGAGACUCGAUGAUCAGUAACGGGCUUGGAUUCAUUGGACUUUUAUAAACUGGAUGUUUGAAAGCUUAUGGGAUUCAAUUAUGUGUGCGCGCGCUUGGUGUGAAUAAAUAUUUUUAUUUUUUUUGUAGAUUUCUUAAUUUUUUUUCCUUUCACUGGGAAUUCUUUUAUCCUGUCUGCUUCUUUUUAUUUCUGUUUUUAUCUUGCUGCCUGUCUAUUCAUGAUGAGUAGCGGAAUGUUUCUUUAUCUUCAGUAUCAUAUACCUUUUUAUAAAUCAUGAAACAUU